Messenger RNA from Paramecium pentaurelia, 1777 nucleotides. NCBI's taxonomy places the organism in Eukaryota, Ciliophora, Oligohymenophorea, Peniculida, Parameciidae. The record is from the annotation of a GenBank genome assembly.
AUGUUUGAAUUUUAUUUUAGUUUUCUAAAGAAAAUUGCUCUUUGUUGCCAUUUUCUGAUUACAUUUUCUUCAAAAUGUGAUUUAAUGGAACUUGAACCAAAUGAAUUCAUAAUGCCCUUACAAUAAAAUGUAAGAUUGAUAGAAAUGGACUCUGAUAACUUUGAAUAAUUAAAUUAAAUAAAAUUUGUUCUAACUGAAUAAGCAUUUAAUAUCUCCUAUUUAGAAAGUGAAAAAAUAAGAUCAACUAUUAUUUCUAAUUUCAUAUUUUAUAAUUCAACGCAAUAACAAUGGAUAUGCAAACUUUUGAAAUAUUAAUCAUAUAAUAUCCUUUGUAAUAAUCAUAUCAAAUUAAAUCCAACUAAUAUAGAUGUAUUGAAUAUGGAACUUUAAUUCAAAGUUGAUAUUAUGACAGAAGCAUAAUAUAAUUGUGAUGAAUUCUUCUAAUGGCAAAUUUCUAACUUUUUAUUAUUUUGUAGUUCCCAAAACAUUAUCAAAAUAUAUUCUGUAGAUAUUUCAAAUACUACUCUAUUAAUAACAGAAAAAGAGAUUGAUUAGCAUUAAUUUGAUUAAUGUAUAAGAGAAUAUAUAAAAUAAUCAGAAGAAUAGUAUUUUACUAUUUUCUAUGGUUGUUUCUAAUGGGCAAUAUUUGAGUUUUCAGGGUCAUCUUUAGAUUUACUUAUAGAUUAAUAUAUUAUGUUGAAUAAAACUAAUUAAACCAUUCCUUAUGUUCAAAGAAUUUAAAUCUGCAAGUACUUAAAUAAAGAUUUAUCAGAAUAUUAUCUAAUUACAAAUGAUGGGUAUUAUUAAUUUUAAGUGAAUAAUAAAAAUAAAUAAUUAUAUUGGGUAUCAUUUGAAAAAUUCUAAAAUAUACAAUAACUUAUAUUUAUAAGUAAUUGGUGUAAAGUAAAUUAUUUAAUAAUAUAUCAAAAUUAAACUACUAGUAUUAUAAUUAAUGUACUAAAAAAAGAAUUUGUUAAUAUUAAUAGUAAUGUAAUUUAAGUGCAUGAAAGCUUUAAUCUUCUAUUUUUAUUAAGCAAUAAAAGUUUAGAUGUGAUCAUGAAUUAAUAGAUUAAAUAACACAUCUAACUUUAGGCUAAUCAUUUAUUUUUUUUAGAUAAUAAUAAAUAUUUUUAUUACAUAGAUGAACUUAACUCUUAAAUUUCAUUUUAUAGUUAUGAUGAUCUCAAUUAAUUUUUAAUUCCAAAAAAAACUUAUGUAUUUAAGGUUUUAUUAAAAGAUUAAUUCGAAAUAAGUCUUCUUAAUUGUUACAAAGUUAAUAUCAUAAAUAAUAUUGAUAAGGCGAUUAUCUUUAAUGAUAUCCAUUUGUUAAAUUCAUGUUAAGAAGAUGAUUCAAUCAUUUUUGAUAAACAAUGUAUUGAAUUACCAGAACAAUAUGAUUUUUAAGUAUAAUAGGUAUCGAUUUCUACAAUUCUUAAUAUAACUGAGAUUGUGGAAUUUUAAAAUAAUUGUGACUUUAGAUUUAUUUCAAAAGAUUCUGUCUUAAUAUAUAAGGAAGAUAAUUAUGCAAUCUUCAAAAACAAUCAUUUUAUCACAAUUUAGGAGUGCAUCAAUAAAAUUAAUUCUAAAAUACCAAUUUAAACAUAUAGUGUAUUUCAAUAUCGCUUAUUCUUUUUGAUUAUCAAAAAAGGAGAUAAAUUAUUUAAAAUAAUUUAAUAAUCAUUAAAUUAUUAAAUAUCAGUUAAAAAUGAAAUUGAAUGUUUUAGUUAAUUUUAAAAUCAUGUUCUAAUCAUAACUAAAAUGGGAUAAAAUUUUAUGA